Messenger RNA from Lytechinus pictus (painted urchin), 3614 nucleotides. Its product is annotated as protein FAM221A-like. The coding region runs from base 135 to 1133 and encodes 332 amino acids. The record is from RefSeq and is a predicted model, not a curated record. NCBI's taxonomy places the organism in Eukaryota, Metazoa, Echinodermata, Echinoidea, Temnopleuroida, Toxopneustidae. The transcript has 6 exons.
CCAUACUACACUUCUGUACCAGAGUAAUCCAUCUUAAAACACUGGCCUGUUUCCUCGGUAACGAAUGACGCCCUGGGCCUGGCCCUGUUGAAUUAAUUUGCCUUUUUUGAACAAUAUUCACGACAAAUUGGAGUAUGGCAGACAGAGGAUAUAAUUUACGGUUUGGACCAGGGGCUGCUGAAUCAGUGGAUCAAUACUUAGAGUACAGAAGGAUUGUUGGUGAUGAUGAUGGAGGCACAUUGUUCACACCGGAGCAGUAUGAGGAGUAUAAGAAAAAAGUCAUCCCAACCCGUAUGAAGAAUCGUUUGUUUGUGAGCUGGACAUCGCCCACUGGAAUGGACUGCAAGAUGAUCGGCCCAGAAACAAAGUGUUUUUGCCAGCACAGGUACAAGCAACAUAAGACAGACUUUGAGAAGAUCCCAACAGAGCGACCCAUUAUGUUGCCUUGCCGGGUCAAAGGUUGUAAGUGUGUCUCCUUCAACUACGUGCCACUCAACGGCAGUCAGCCAAUCAGAUGCCGGUGUAAGCAUUAUUCCGAUGAUCAUUCUGAAGAACAACACCAUGGAUGUCGGAAACCUGGAUGCCAGUGUGUAGCUUUCAAAAGUUCAUUCACCUGCAGCUGUAUGCAGCCGACCUAUGCACACGAGACCAUUGUAGAGACAAAGGAAGAGAGACAGGUCAGGGGUCAUCCUGUGGGUCACAAUGUUCCUUACCAAGCCAUGGGAGGAUUGACAGGGUUUAGCUCUCUAGCAGAAGGGUACAUGAGACUCGAUGACAGCGGACUUGGUACACCAGAUGAAGCAUUCUUGAAUCAAGCCAUAGGAUCAAGUGAUCAUCCAUUCCUACGCAUGCAUGGACCAACACUCAAGCAGCUCGAAGGCAGGAACGGUCAAGAAGUGGCCCAGCUGACCGAUGACAUGGCUAACUUUAAGCUGACAGGGACUGAUGCCGAUAUGGAAUACUAUGAGAAGCGAUACCAGCAGAGGUUAAAAGAAGAGCGGAUGAGAGCAAGAGCUGCCCCGAACAUCAAGCCCCCUGCUCGUAGGCAAGCCUUACCUCAGACAAGAUCAGGAUCAUCGAGUGUUGGUAAAACAAAGCCCACCUCCUCAAGAUCUGGGAAACCUGGGAAAUAGUUCUAGCGUUACCCAGUAGAUCUGAGUGGUAUUUCACUAUAUUAGAAGAACAAAAACAACAAUGGCUGUUUCCUCCCAAUCUGGAAGACCUUAAGAAGUGAACUAGUUCUACCAUCAUUUAGGAGAUGGCCAAUCUGAGUGGUAUUUCACCAAAACUAGUGGAACCAAUAGAAUAAAUGUCACUUCUUCAAGAGCGGGAAAUUUCGGAAAUCAUCGUCCAGGGUGUGUUCUGAGUACAAGUUCACCAAACUGCAAGGAUGAUAGAACAAAUGCCACUUCUUCAAGUACAGAAUUGCCAGAAUUGAAAGAAGAAAAGGUCACAUGCUCAAGAAAACAAUCUCUGAAAUGGAUUAUUUAAUUAUUAUUAUUAUUUAUUUGGCCAUUAAAAAAAAAGAUUACAAUGUAAAUACAAAAUUACAAUUUGAAAUUUAAUAAUUAAAAAUGAAAAGUAGAAAUGAAAGCAAAGAAGAAAAGAGUAAGAAAAUGGUUUUUCCAUGGGCCAGGGCUCGCAAAAGUAAAAUUCAAUACUAUUGCCCAGAGGCAUGCGAGCCCUAAGUACAAGUACAAGCGCUAGGGAGUUAGCAAGUUUUAGAUUAUGCAGGAUUUUUUUUUUAAAUCAUUAGAAUUUGAGUGUGCAAUUUGUUUCAAAUCUAUCAAGGGUUGAGGCAUAAAUUGUUACUGCUAGGAGUCAAGCUGAGCUUCAUAUAUCCAAAAGGCUUUUACUUAAUUGAAUAAAAUGCAUCUCUGUGUACAUCAUUAAUUAAAUUAAAAUUACUAUGGAACCAAAAUAAAUUUCAGAUAUUAGAUUUUAGUGAUAAAACCCUCUUCUGGUAAUUGACAGUACUUUUGAGUGCAAAAAAAUGUGGACAAAUUAAGGUUUGGACAUUGCUAUAUAUAUAUAUUUUUUUUUUUUUAAUUGGUCGAUCUUUUUGUUAAUGCUUCUUUUUUUUCUUUUUCAUAGUUUUUAUUGGGUUUUCAUAAUUUUGUAUAACAAACCACAUAUAAUUAAUACAAGUAAUUUAAAAUAUAACAGAAUAAAUAAAUAAGAAAAGAAAAAAAGCAGCAUACACAUUAUUAGUUUACAUUAGAAAAAGUACAGCUUAUCAACAGAUACUACUUGAUAAACAUGUAGUAAAAGCAGUCACUUUGUCUCUUCUAAGUAUUCAUCAUCCCCUAUAGUAUAGUAAAGGCAAGAAUGUAAUAACAGAAGGAUAAAAAUCAGGUGAUUCACCUAUUAUUAAAGAUUAACAAAAUUCCAUCCUCAGAAGGCAUAUUAAGAUUUUCUUCAGUUACAAAAAUUGAUGAUAGAAUAUCUUACAACUUAAAUCUCCAUUUCCGAAAAUGGCUUGUAUGUUAAUUAUUUUUCUUGGCAAUAUGAUAUUCAAUAUCCUUGUUAGAGGUCAAAUAUGCCUUAUAACCGUCAAAAGUUGGUGGUUUGUUCUGAAAUUUACAAAUAUAAAUAUAAUACUUAAGCAAAAGAAACAAAUAUGUAAGGAAUUUAUCAUCAAUAUAACCGGACAUCUUUUCAAAUUUUGAAACAUUCUGUAAAUCAUGCUUUUUGGUUUCCUUAAUAAUAGCUUUCAUAAUUUCAUCCCAAAUAGGUUUCACAACAGGACAUUCAAUAAAAAUAUGUAAAUAGGUUUCCGGGUCACUGUUACAAAAAGAACAAUUAGGGGAGUCCUUCCUUUUAAUUUUAUACAAGAAAUCAUUGAAACUUAUUGCUUUAUGAAAUAACUUGAAAUAAAAAGAGCGCACACGUGUCAUUAUAGUGGACUUAAAGUUAUUUACAUGAACUUUCUCCCAAUUGACCUCAUCUGUGUUAUGAAGAUCAUUCCAAAAAACUAUACGUUUUUCUGGAACACAUGGUUUAAGUAGAAUACUAUAUGCAUAUUUUGGAAUUUUCUGAGUUCUCAGCAGUGUUACUCUGAUUUCAUCAAAAAUUUCAUUGCUAUAUAUUUGCCUUUAUUGUACAGUGCCCCUCUAUUUUUACCCACAAAUUUUUAUCUCAAUUGUUUAUUUUUUACUGUUCUUGUUAUAGUUUAAUUGAACAUUUCAUCUAAGUGCUAUCUAAGCACAUGCAUUUCAAUCUUUGAAAUAAAAAAUGCCCCGUCUCUCCAGAUCUUUACAUUUAGAUGCAUUAUUAUAUGGAGUGCUAUGAGGGAAAAAAGGAUGCAGUUUAAAAUUUACCUUCAUGAAGAACAUUUCAAAAUUACCAUGUUGAAAUUAUUAAUAUAUAUUGAAUAAUUGUGUUUUCAUACCUUGUUAGGCAUAAAGCAAAAAAAAUGUGUCAAAUUAGUGUUGCCAGAGUGCUGUAUUGUGCAAUUAUAAGAUUUAACUGCUUGCAUAUUAUUCAUCUAUACAGCGCGUCCCAAAAAAAAUGUCCCUCUUAUAUGGGGCUAAAUUACUUCAAAAAAUAAAAAUUAUUCUCCAUGAAAUGUAUUUAACUAGGAAGCUCAUCUCAUGUUCUAACUUCUAUAAAAA